Messenger RNA from Trichoplax adhaerens, 1584 nucleotides. RefSeq lists its product as uncharacterized. Gene Ontology annotation, cellular component: nucleus. Bases 1 to 1584 code for a protein of 527 amino acids. The record is from RefSeq and is a predicted model, not a curated record. Gene Ontology annotation, biological process: base-excision repair. NCBI's taxonomy places the organism in Eukaryota, Metazoa, Placozoa, Uniplacotomia, Trichoplacea, Trichoplacidae. The transcript has 5 exons. Gene Ontology annotation, molecular function: DNA-(apurinic or apyrimidinic site) endonuclease activity; zinc ion binding; phosphoric diester hydrolase activity.
AUGAAAAUUUUAUGUUGGAAUGUAAAUGGAAUCCGAACCACGGCUUAUGGCAAAGGUUCUAUUAAAGAUCUGUUGGAAUUUUUGAAUGCCGAUAUUUUAUGCUUCCAAGAAACGAAACUAUUGAGAGACCAGCUUGAUGAAAGCAUAGCAUUUGUGGAAGGAUACAAUUCAUACUUUUCUUUCAGUCGUGGCAAAGUCGCUUACUCAGGUGUUGCAACGUAUUGCAAGACUGAUUGUGCUCCAAUUAGGGUAGAGGAAGGACUAUCGAAUGUGUGGGCUGCGAAAAACGCCGAUAGGAUUGGACAUUAUGGCAAUAUUUCAAAAUUCAAUAGCGAAGAAUUAUCAUUACUGGAUGCUGAAGGGAGAGCAAUUUUAACAGAACAUAAAACUGACUUUGGUCGCAACGUUGUUGUCAUUAAUGUAUAUUGUCCGAGAGCUGAUCCCGAAAAGCCUGAACGGCUGAAUUUUAAAUUAAAAUUCUACGAAUUACUCCAAGAGCGAGCGGAAGCACUGCUGAUAGCGGGAAAGCAUGUUGUCAUUGUUGGAGAUGUAAACACUUCUCACAAACCUAUCGAUCAUUGUGAACCGGAUAUUAAGGCGAUGCAAAAUAGUCCAAGUUGCCACUGGCUCGAUAACCUUUUGAUACCUCUCGAUAGUGAGGGAAAAGUUGACAGUAGUAUCUCAGCUGGAAAAAAGUUUAUUGAUAGUUUCAGAUAUUUCUAUCCGCGUAGAAAAGAAGCGUUUACGUGUUGGUCAACUGUAACGAGCGCUCGUAAAACUAAUUAUGGCACCAGAAUUGACUAUAUCAUUGCAGAUAAAGAUUUAGUAGUUUCAUACUUUGCUGAAUCGCAAAUUCAACCUGAAAUUGAAGGAUCUGAUCACUGUCCAAUAUAUGCUGAUUUAAAAUUUACGAUUAAUCCUUCUGAUAAAUUACCAUGGCUCUGCACUAAAUACAUGUCUGAAUUUAGUAAGAAACAGUCGAAACUUACUGAGUUUUUGAAAUUAGGGAAAGAAUCUACUGAAAGAUCAGAGCCUACGAACACCACAAGAAUUAACAAAAUGAAAGAUACUAAUGUAACUGUAGAUACCAAGGGAUCCAAUCAGAAGCGAGAUUCAACCUGUCCUGUUAAUAUCGAUGUUAAACGUUCUAAAUCGUCUUCGAAUAAAUCAUGCAAUCUUUUAAAUUAUUUUUUUACUAAACCAAGUAACACGCACAAGUCAAACACAUCAAUAAUUCAGCCUACUGUAGAAAAAGAGCCACUCGAAGCUAUAAAAGAUAAGAAAGAUAAUAACAACGAUUCCCGUGAGCUUAAUAAUUCUCAGCAGAAUAAUAAAGAAAACAAGAAAGAGGACGAAGCUGCAAUGGUCGCAAAUGAUAAAUCAGAGACAACCAAGGCAUGGAAAUCGAUAUUAAGUGGACCUCCACCUAUUCCCCUAUGUUCAGGUCAUAAAGUGCCGAGUGUGAUGCGAACUGUCAAAAAGUCUGGCCCAAAUCAAGGUCGAAGGUUUUACGUCUGUACAUUACCCGAAGGACGUCGUGGUAACCCUAAUGCAAGGUGUAAUUUUUUCCAGUGGGCUAAUUAA